Exophiala xenobiotica is the source of this 4727-nucleotide messenger RNA. RefSeq lists its product as uncharacterized. Gene Ontology annotation, biological process: phosphatidylinositol dephosphorylation. NCBI's taxonomy places the organism in Eukaryota, Fungi, Ascomycota, Eurotiomycetes, Chaetothyriales, Herpotrichiellaceae. Gene Ontology annotation, cellular component: membrane; cytoplasm. The record is from RefSeq and is a predicted model, not a curated record. Gene Ontology annotation, molecular function: phosphatidylinositol-3,5-bisphosphate 5-phosphatase activity; phosphatidylinositol-4,5-bisphosphate 5-phosphatase activity. The coding region runs from base 275 to 4450 and encodes 1391 amino acids. The transcript is spliced from 3 exons.
GUUAACCACCUCAACUCUGAUGAGCAUUUGCCACUGACUGAAUGAUGGGUAGUCGUCACCAACAAUCACAAACAGGUCGACGUUUUGCAAUAGACUGGACGGAUACGGAGCAGUGCAGCCUUUGACAGAAAAUAUCAGCACAUCAGCACGCGACCGGAUGCCAUAUCAGUUAACGAAGUCCAUUGCAUACCCUUACUGCAGCCCAAAGCCUGAGACCAUCACCUAGCCUGGCCAUGUGGGAUCAACUGCAAUUGAUCCGGUAGUCUACGUCGUGAUGUCGAUGCGAGUUCUGAUUCACGACUAUCCCCACCGUACAGUGGCAUUAGCGACGGACGAGCAUGUCUUGAUAUUCCGACAUACCCAUACUCCGCCAGAGAACGGACGAAGCUCAAGUUCAACCAGUCUGCCGUUGUCGCUCAAUUCUGCGCGUUCUAAUACGACGCCACGCUGUAUGGUGGAGUUCGCCGAGAGGUCAUCCAUCGACUUGAACCACUUUCACUCAGUGACUACUGCUAAGGGCACUCUGGGUCUGAUCACGCUCAACAACGAUGUCUUCCUUUGUGUCAUUACAGGGUCGGAAGAAGUUGCAUCGGUAAGGCGAGGAGAGACAGUGCAGAAGAUAUACGCUGUCGAAUUCUAUUGUCUCAACCGAGCAGACUACGACCACGCCCAUGGGCCUUAUCCAAACCCCUAUCCAGGACAAUCCUUCCAGUCUGAUGAUGUCGACUAUGGCGGAGGCUACGAUCAAGGCGACUCUACAGCCGAACACCCAUUUCACGCUUUGCAGAAGCUUCUCAGUAAUGGCCAUUUUUAUUAUAGUCUCGAUUUUGAUCUUACCCGUCGCUUACAAGAUCGAGCCGACGUCGACUCCGCCAUCGACAUAUCCAGCCUGGACGAAGGCCUCCUCUGGAACUCGUACAUGAUCGACCCACUCCUCAAAUUCCGCAGCAGGCUCGCCGACCACGAACGCUUUGCCCUCGACCACUCUCGCCUUCUCACCUCCGUGAUUCGGGGCUUCGUCAAGAGUCUCCCAGUCCCACCGUCGUCAUCACCCAUCCGAGCCACAGCGCCGGGCCUCCCAGCGACAUUAACCGUCAUAUCGCGCCUCUCAUCGCGCCGGGCCGGCACACGCUUCAAUUCCCGAGGCGUCGAUGACAACGGAAACGUUGCCAAUUUCGUCGAGACCGAAACGGUCUUUUGGUCGCCGGCGGGCCUGUGUUUCUCGUACACCCAAAUCCGCGGAAGCAUUCCUAUUUUCUGGGAGAGUUCGUCCAGCUUGAUCCCCGGACAGCAGAAGAUCCAAAUCACACGCUCACCCGAAGCCACUCAGCCCGCGUUCGACAAGCACUUCUCCAUGCUCGAACGGACGUACGGCGCCGUACAUAUCGUCAACCUGCUCAGCGCGUUCAAGCCUGGCGAAGUCGAACUCACAGAGCGGUAUCGGCAGCAUGUCACGCGGAGUCCCCUCCGACGGCACGAGGAAGGUGAAGAAGAGGAACACCAUUUACUCCGGGAGACUGAAUUCGACUUUCAUGAGCGCACGAAAGGCGCGACCGGGUACGAAGGGGCACGGGCGAUCCGGCCGUACCUCGACUCCAGUGCGGAGAGUUUCGUGUACUUUCUGGCCGAAGAGGUCAGUGAGGAGACCAUUGUACAUGGGAAACGGACAACGGUCAAGAGACCCAUCGUGAUAAUGCAGCAGAACGGCGUGUUCCGGGUAAACUGCCUGGAUUGUCUGGACAGGACGAACUUGAUCCAGGGCAUGAUCAGCCAGAUGGCUCUCGAGCUUUUUAUGUCACAUAGGGGCGAAAGCGGAAGUUCGGAUUUUUGGAUGCGACAUUCUGCGCUGUGGGCCGACAAUGGCGACACGCUAAGCAAGAUAUACGCGGGGACCGGGGCGUUGAAGAGUAGUUUCACACGGCACGGGAAGAUGAGUCUGGCGGGGGCCAUUGCCGAUGCAAGGAAGAGCGCGACCCGGUUGUACGUGAACCACUUUGAGGACAAGAAUCGGCAGAAUACGGUGGAUUUGUUGCUCGGGCGGCUUGUGGGCCAGAACAGCGUGGAUUUGUUCGAUCCAAUUAAUGACUGGGUGGUUGCUGAAGUGGGACGGCGGAGGGCCGAGUUUGAGACGAGAGAUACGAUCAAAUUGGGCGUGGGCACGUUCAACUUGAAUGGGAGAAUCAGUGGGGCACAGGAGGAUUUGAGUCCUUGGUUAGCAGCUAGAGAGAGAGGGCUCGAUGUGGUUGUUGUGGGCUUCCAGGAGAUUGUCGAGUUGAGUCCGCAACAGAUAAUGAGUACAGAUCCGAAUCGGCGGAUGAUGUGGGAGAGGACGGUGAGGGAUUGUUUGAAUGGACAUACGCCGGGCGAUGAGAAUGAAAAGGGUAUUGAGAUGGUCGGUAGGGCGAAAGGGGCUGAUGAUUACGUACUGCUCCGGAGUGGGCAGCUGGUUGGAGCAGCAUUGCUCGUCUUUGUCAGGUCGAGUAUCCUGGCACGGAUCAAGAAUGUCGAAGGCGCGAUCAAGAAGACCGGGAUGAGUGGGAUCGCGGGGAACAAGGGCGCCGUGGCCAUUAGGAUGGAUAUUGAGAGUACAAGCGUGUGCUUUGUCACGGCGCAUUUGGCGGCUGGGUUUGCGAAUUAUGAAGAACGAAACCGCGACUACCAGACCAUUACAGCCGGUUUGAGGUUUCAACGGAACAGGAGUAUCGAAGACCAUGAGAUCGUCGUUUGGGCGGGAGAUUUCAACUACCGAAUCGGUCUUGGAUAUGAAAAGGUCAAGGCGUUGGUCAAUGAGGCGAUGAUUGGGAAUGAAAAGGUCCGAGAAGAUGCUUUGGGGAGAUUGUAUGAGAACGACCAGCUCAAUAUCCAGAUGGUGGUGGGUAAUUGUUUCAACUUCUACCGCGAGGGGAGAGUCAAGUUCUUGCCGACGUACAAGUACGACAUUGGGAAGGAUGAAUUCGAUUCCAGUGACAAGCAGAGAAUACCGGCGUGGACGGAUCGGAUCCUGUGGAAGGUCAAUCACAAGGGGAAUUUUGUGCAAGGCGGAGAAGUAUUGGGUUCGCAGAUGAAACAGCUGGAGUAUGAUAGUGUGAUGAGCUUGAGGUUCAGUGAUCAUCGGCCGGUGUAUGCGGUCUUCGAUAUGGGCAUACUGGUCGUCGAUGAGAAGAAGAAGGAUGACUUGACGAGGAGAUUGUACAGCAAAAGGGCCAAGGAGAUGAAAGCCAAGGGUGCUGGAGCGGGAGAUUCCACAGAGGGCUUGAGUAUCUCGGACACGGUGGAUGGCAGUGAUGAAGAUGAGAUGGAGAGUCUGGGUGGCUACACGAGUAUCCAGGAAGGAUUGCCGCCUGCGAGCAGUGAUAAGAGGAAGUGGUGGCUGGAUGGGAACAAGACGGCACGGAGUACGCUGCGGGCGCCUCAGGACGGCAUGAUGUUGAACAAAGAUCGACCGGCAAAUCCGUGGAAAGAAAAGGAGGGAGGUGAGGACGAUUGGGUCAAGGUUGAAAGACCGCAGAAGCCGACGCCGCCUCCGUCGAGAGGGACAAGAAGGAUGGUUCCGCCGCCGUGGGAGGGUGAGAGUAGAGUGUCGUCGUCUUCGGGUGGCGCAAAACAACUCGAGGUCGAAAAGACGAGACGUCCAGCGCUGCCGCCGCCAACGCCGACGCCCAGAGGAGUGUCAGCGACGAGAACGAGAGCUGUAACAUCGAGUGCGGCGUCUUCGCCAGCGAGGUCCGCACCAGGACGAGACUCGCCGCAGAUACCCAUGAGAUCGUCUUCGACAGCGACGAAGAAACAACCACCUCCGAAACCGGUCAAGCCUUCUACUCUGACAACGUCGUCCAGCCAGACCGCCGUGCCUCAGGUGAGUCCACUUCCCGCACCGGUCCUGCCACGCCUAGCCAGUCUGUCGCGGCAGGAUGGCAUUGUGUCGCUUGAGCCAGCGACAAAACCGAGACAAGAACGAGAACAAGAACAAGAACAAGAAAGACCGCCGCCACUGCCAAAACGUACAGGCACAAUGAGUUCGACAGCGUCCUUCGUCAGUGCGCCAGACAUAGCAACGAGUCCAACCACCAAUGGAUCCCAGAGAGGCGUCGUCGUAGCACCACUGCCGCCUCCGAGAAAGGAUACCUCGAGCUCUCCGAGUGCCACCACGCUACCGGCGCCUCCAACAACGAGGAUGACCCCGUUGCAGCAGUAUCAACAACGAAUACGCGAGGGUACUGGAGGCUUUGACAAUAUUCAUGGCAGCAGCAUGGUGCUGUCAUCCUCACCACCGCCGGCACCGGCAAGCAGUAGGCCGAGCGAAGCAGCCGAGAAACCUGGUCCGCCGUUGCCGUCUCGACGGCAGAGCGAACGGGGAAGUGCGGCAGGACUUAUGGACCAAGAUGAUGACACUAACACUGCGGCCAGGGGCGGGUUGAAUGAUAGGUACAAGCCUCUCAUGCCUGGUUGAACAGUGGACUGGUCAAUACGGAUGCCUCGAGCGAAAUAAAUCUCUGUCGUGCAGUGAGCGGGGGUUGGGUUGGUCAGGGCUCCAGGACGUGAGGUCCUAUAACUUGGCUGUCCGUGGGCUACGCAAGACCUGUGCUACUGUGGUACGCAUGCAUGGCUGGCCGGCUGCGAUGCUGGAAAAGUAAAAGACCGUAGACUAAAGGACAUUCUUAUGACCAAGAAAAACGAUACGAAGCGAAAGGGCACAUUGGUAUAGAAAUGACAGAUAAAUUCUAAAC